GGUUGAUAAGAUUCCCAGAAAAAUAUUUAAGAAGGAUAAUUCAACAAACUCCACAAGUCCAUCUCUAUCAUAUCUCCAAUCAUGACGACCGAAUUGAGUUAUAAGCUUUACUUCGCUCUUAUUGCUGUGGUUUUUUGUAUUGUCCAUAUUAAGCCCGUUCAACCAUUAGAAAUAAAGGCUCUGGAUCAGUUACGAGGGAGUUCAAGAUUAGCAGGACCACUUGAGCCCAUCAUUCAAACCUUCAUGGAGAAAGUAGGAUUGGGAAUGAAUGCAGAACAAAUGAGCUCUGAAGGUCCAUACAAAGGACCGGAGAAAGUAAAACCUUCUGAUUCUCCGUCAACUAUGCAACCGGAGAAAAAAGAAGGGCAGAAUGGUAUGACAACGGAACCAAUGAACAUAAAACCUUCUGAUGUGCCUGCUACUGAUAAAACGAUGUCUGAUGAUACCUGUUGAAUAAGAUUUUAUUGAAUAUAAUAUUAAUCCGAAAUUUCAUUCUAUUUUGAUGAAAAUGUAAUAAAGAGAAGAAUUAAUAAAUCAAUAACACCUGAAA
Molecule: messenger RNA, 550 nt
Organism: Harmonia axyridis
Lineage: Eukaryota; Metazoa; Arthropoda; Insecta; Coleoptera; Coccinellidae
Exons: 3
Coding region: 82-453 (123 amino acids)
Source: RefSeq, a predicted model, not a curated record